CCUAAUCAUUUAUCCCUACCUGGUCUUCCUACAAUUAUUAAUCUAUUACAUUAAAUUUAUUUAUAUUCCAUUAAGUCUUAUAAUAUUGUGUAUGUAAAAGUAUAUAUUUACAUAAAUAUAAUGUUAGUGAAAUGGUAGUUAAGUUUUGGGUGCGCUAGUACCAUUAUGGUGUAAAAUGGUCCACAUAUGCCUGAUUGGGUUAGACUUUGGGUUGAUGGUCAAGGAUAACUUUGGGAUGAGCUGCGCCCUCAGAAAUUGAAGCUGAAAUAGUCAAGAGUUCCCGAAAUGGGGUCAGACGAAGAAAAUGAGCGUCUCUCGCAUCCCAGCUUUUGGGAUCAGCGUUAUGCCCAAGCCGAAGGAGACCGACCAACUCAUGAGUGGUUUAGGAAUUUCGUCGAACUCGAGGCUUUUCUUGAUCGGAGACUCUUUCAAACACGUAGUCCCAACACAAACCCACGAAUUUUACACUUAGGGUCCGGAGAUAGUGACGUGCCAGUGGGGUUGUGGGAAAGGGGGUACAAGAACCAACUCUGUGUCGACUUUUCGACAGUCGUCGUAGAUCUCAUGUCUAAAAGACACUCCAGUAUGGAGGGUAUCGAAUGGAAGCAUGGUGAUGUCCGCCACUUGGAUGACAUCCCUGAAAAGUCGAUAGAUGUCGCCUUUGAUAAGGGAACCUUGGAUGCGAUGAUCCAUGGUAGUCCCUGGAGUCCACCAGACGAUGUUAAACAGAAUACCGGUCAAUACAUCCGCGAGGUAAAUCGAGUCCUCAAAAAUGAUGGGGCGUUCCUUUACGUGACAUACCGACAACCGCAUUUCGUAAGACCUCUACUAAAUUGCGAUGGAACUAGCUGGGAAAUCGAGAUGGAGGUUCUCGGCGAUGGUUCUGGUUUCGGCUAUCACGGUUUUAUCUUGACAAAGACGAAACCUUGAAGCGAAUCUCAUCAAUUUUCUAAGUUCUACGAAAUGCAACCAAGGCUCAAAGUCACUGCGCAAUUACAGUAGUCACACACCCAAAUAUUCAAGAGAAUAUACCAAGGAUGAUGGUUUUUCCUCAACAAAUUACACCUGUCUCAAAUUACGACGGGACAGUGGUAUGUGUUAGUUCAUUCAGAUACCACGCAGUUAUCACUUUGAAGUACACAACAAUUCCAU
Molecule: messenger RNA, 1152 nt
Organism: Daldinia decipiens
Lineage: Eukaryota; Fungi; Ascomycota; Sordariomycetes; Xylariales; Hypoxylaceae
Product: S-adenosyl-L-methionine-dependent methyltransferase
Exons: 3
Coding region: 286-930 (214 amino acids)
Molecular function (GO): S-adenosylmethionine-dependent methyltransferase activity
Source: RefSeq, a predicted model, not a curated record